GUUUCUUCUCUGGCAGCUGAUCAGAUCAAACAGCAGCAGGAGGACGAGGUCUGCACACAGACCGCAGGCUAAACAGAUAACAACUCUAAAGUUUGUCUUAUUUGCAUUGGACACGACAGCGUUUUACAUCCAGCUAGAUUUUCUUCUUUUUUUUUAAACUUGUUUUACUGUUAGACACUUUUGCACGUUUUGCACGGAGCUGACGGAGACAGAAUGUCCCAUGAAUAGGCUACUCGCAGUGACAGUAGGCUAACGAUGAUAAUACGACAGCCUGACUGACUGAACUACAAUAUUUUGACAGGCUAUUCCUGGUACUGUAUCUGCAGGACUCAAGAGUGAGUUUUUAGCGACUCUAGAGUCAAAUGUUUACUUUUUACAUAGCAUUUACUGAUAUUAGAUCUUAUAUUAUGGCUACCUAGUGUGCGCAUUUUCUGGUUUUAUUUUCACUGCUUAAACAGUUAUUUAUAGAGCAUUUGUAAUUCAAGUGUCAAAUAUUACAAGUAUAACUCGGUUUUCCAGCCUUUUGUACAUGACUUCAAACCGACGGUCACUGGCCAAAACCCUCCUUUUCAUGCGGAACCCAUAAUUGGAGACCUCACCGUGCCAUCCACUUAACGCGCGCCCUCGACCGGAGCAGUAAUGCAGCACGAGCGCCUGCUCAAAGUCUUGGUCAUCGGCGAUCUCGGAGUCGGUAAAACGUCCAUCAUUAAGCGCUACGUGCACCAGGUCUUCUCCCAGCAUUACCGCGCCACCAUCGGAGUGGACUUCGCCCUCAAGGUGCUCCAAUGGGACCAUAGGACGGUGGUGCGGCUGCAGCUGUGGGACAUCGCCGGGCAGGAACGCUAUGGCAACAUGACCCGUGUGUACUACAGAGAGGCGGUAGGAGCCCUCGUCGUCUUCGACAUGACCAGACUGUCCACAUUUCAGGCCGUGCUCAAGUGGAAAGGAGACCUGGACUCAAAGGUCGCUCUUAGCAACGGGACACCAGUUCCAGCUGUUCUAUUGGGCAACAAGUGUGACCAGCGGAGUUUGUGCCCCAAGUUGCCCAAACUGGAGAACUUCUCCAGAGAGUACGGAUUCAUCGGCUGGUACGAAACCUCUGCCAAGGACAACACCAACAUUGAUGCAGCCAUCACAUGCUUGGUGAAGAGCAUCAUGACUGUGGAGGAUGAGAGAGCCUUGCGUGACGCCACUACCGCCAGCAGAAGCGAACCGGAAGGCAGCGUUCUGGUUCUGCCUCACUUCGACUACAACACAAAGGAGAAGGGACUCAGUGGGUGUUCAGGAUGCCCCUCGCUUAAAUCCAGAGACAGGGAAAACGACUGAGGGACGGAGGGGUGGACGGGUCUAACCCAGCAGACUGGAAAGAGAUUACUUUGUUAAAGGAUUAAUAUGCUGUAACUUAAAGAUGCCUCCCCUUCCUGCCUCCCUUUUAUCCUCACGAAUGCAUUUCUUCAGAGAUGUUAGAGGAAACAGUUUAAGAGUUUGGGUUUUUUUCUGAAAAAUCCAUUAUAUAAUUAAAUAAUUAUUGUAUUCGGUAGAACAGAAAUUGAGUAAAAAAAUGUGUUCACCAUUGAAGAAAUCUCUUCUCAGACAAAAGUAAUAUAUUUGAUCAUCUGAAAACCAGGUUUUUAUAAAUGAUAUAACUUUAUUUACAGACUCAAGGUCCAAAUAUAAAAGUACACAUAACAUAUUACAGGAAGGGUACACACAAACAUAAAAACAUACAGACAUACUGUCUACCACAUAUUACAUAAAACAUACAUACAUACACAGACAUAAAGAUAUUGAAAUAUUUUGUUUACAGCACAGCAACAUUUUUAGGCUUGAGAGAAUUUUACAAGAACUUUUUGUUUUGUAACAUGAUGAAAGUCAAUUCCUUAUAUAACCAUUUUAUUUGUGUAUUUUAUAAGUUCGCAUUAAUCCGUCACACGUCUUUUCUAUUUCUGUUCAGAACAUUUCAGAGGUCUUUUUUUGUGCUUUAAUUCUUUUGUUGUACAAAAGACGUGCUUUUUUCAUCGGGCUUUGAAAGCAAGAUCAACUGCAUAUGUUUAAAUUUAAAAAGCCAAGAAAACCUGUUCUAACCUCAACUGUUUUUAAAAUGUCUAAUGUUUUAUCUCUCUCUGUCUGUCUCUCACAGUGCUAUGUAAGCAGCUGCUUUAGUGAUUCUAGAUGUAUUGAUAUUUUAUUUGAGAUAAAUUAAAAGGGGGGGUUGUUUUGUAUGUUGAGUGUACUAAAUGCAGUUUAACUGUCACAACACAUGUAAGCUUCCUGAGGCAAAAAUCGUUGAUUCUUUUGCAUGUUUACACUACAGUUUGAGUUCAGUUACAGAUGAUCAUCUGAGGACUUAAAGGCACCCUUCUUCUUCUUCUUCUAUGGAGCAAUGUUUUAUUGAGUUGCUUCCCAUUUUGUUUGCAUCUCAAGCUCCACUAGCAUGUGAACAAGGAGGCAUACUGUAUGUACACAUUGCUGCUGACAGCAGAGGGUGGCACUUAAAAUGUGUUGUGCGUGCAAGCCACGCUAUUCCAUUGUUAGUUUAAAGAAGCAUUGCAAUGUGCCAAUGAAACACAGAAGACGAUGUAAACAUUGCUAUUUUUUAAAGUAAGUAUUGGAUUUGUGUUUUAUGAAAAAUGAAUUGCAUUGUCUGUCAGGCCUCAAUGGUUCUCACUAGUUGUUUUCAGGGUAUACCAAUACAACUGUAUUUGUCGACAAGAAAACUCAACAGGGUACCUUUAAAAUGGUGAUGUUAGCAGUCAUUUCUUUUAGUUUUGUUGCUUUGUCUCCAUCUAGUGCUCAGUGGUGUGUUCUCACUAAACUAUACUUUGAGAUCA
Perca fluviatilis (European perch) is the source of this 2831-nucleotide messenger RNA. RefSeq lists its product as uncharacterized. NCBI's taxonomy places the organism in Eukaryota, Metazoa, Chordata, Actinopteri, Perciformes, Percidae. Gene Ontology annotation, molecular function: GTPase activity; GTP binding. Gene Ontology annotation, biological process: vesicle-mediated transport. The record is from RefSeq and is a predicted model, not a curated record. Bases 640 to 1326 code for a protein of 228 amino acids. The transcript has 4 exons. Gene Ontology annotation, cellular component: vesicle; trans-Golgi network; Golgi apparatus.